Molecule: messenger RNA, 734 nt
Organism: Tarenaya hassleriana
Lineage: Eukaryota; Viridiplantae; Streptophyta; Magnoliopsida; Brassicales; Cleomaceae
Product: cyanate hydratase
Exons: 4
Coding region: 47-553 (168 amino acids)
Molecular function (GO): DNA binding; cyanate hydratase activity
Source: RefSeq, a predicted model, not a curated record
CUAAUUUAGAAAAUAAUCUCACAAGAGGAGAAAAAGAGCGGUGGGAAUGGAAGCGACGGCGAAGCAGAACUUGGCGAAUCGGCUUCUUGCCGUGAAGAACAAAUCCGGCAAGACGUACGGCGAGAUUGCGAAGGAGACCGGUCUGACCAACGUCUACGUGGCACAGCUCCUCCGCCGCCAAGCCCAGCUGACACCCGACGCCGCCGCGAAACUCCGGCGAGCUCUACCGGACCUCUCCGACGAACUCAUCGACGAGAUGAUGACUCCUCCGAAGAGAUCCUACGAUCCCCACCUCAUACAAGAACCCACCGUCUACAGGUUGAAUGAAGCAGUGAUGCAUUUCGGUGAGAGCAUCAAGGAGAUUAUCAACGAAGAACUCGGCGAUGGCAUUAUGUCGGCGAUAGACUUCUACUGCUCCGUGGACAAGAUCAAAGGAGUGGACGGGAAAGAUCGCGUGGUCGUGACCUUUGACGGGAAGUAUCUGCCUUAUACGGAGCAGAAAACAGAGAACAUGGUCUCGAGGCUAAGCCUAAGAGGAAGCAGCAGCGAAUGACCCAAACCAAAAGGCCUUGCUGUUGUGUCACAGCGAUAAGAUCUGAAGCUUGAUUUCUAUAAGAAUGAAUAAAUAAAAAAAGAUACUUAAAUUCUAUACAUUAUACUUUGUUUGGAUGCUUAGUUUCUGUUCACAGAAUUUGCCAUUCUCCUUUAAUACACUGAGAUUCAGUUUUUUUUUU